This is a messenger RNA of Musa acuminata subsp. malaccensis (wild Malaysian banana), 1700 nucleotides long. RefSeq names its product proline dehydrogenase 1, mitochondrial. Gene Ontology annotation, cellular component: mitochondrion. Gene Ontology annotation, molecular function: FAD binding; proline dehydrogenase activity. Lineage: Eukaryota; Viridiplantae; Streptophyta; Magnoliopsida; Zingiberales; Musaceae. The record is from RefSeq and is a predicted model, not a curated record.
GUUCGUUCCCUCUCUCACCUUCUAUAUAUGAAAUUGGAAGCAUCGAGCUCCCACGCGCAACUCAGAGAAGGAGAACACAAAUCAUACCUCGAGACGACGCCAUCGGAUGGCAAUAGCUACGAAAAUCCCCACAAAAAUCCCCCGAACCCUCGUCGCCCGAUACCUCUCCUCCGCCUCCACCCUCGCCGAUCAGCUCCCAGAGGCCCCCUCGCAACCACCGGCCCCGACACUCGACCUCUCCGACACCCGGCAACUAUUCGCCUCCGUCCCUACCGCCACCCUCCUCCGGUCCCUCGCCAACCUCUCCACCCUGGCCGCAGGGCCGAUCGUCGACCUGGGCGCGGCGGCGCUGCGGGCGGCUGCCGCGGCGCCGGAGGGCCGCCUCCUCCCGGCCGCCGUCCUCGGGGUGGCCCGCGCGACGGUGCACCGCCACUUCUGCGCCGGCGAGGGGUUCGAGGAGGCGGGCCGCGCGGUGGAGGCGAUGUGGGCGGAGCAGGGGCUGCGCUCGAUCCUGGACUACGGGAUGGAGGACGCCGAGGACAGCGCCGCCUGCGACCGCAACCUCGACGGGUUCCUGCGGACGGUCGAGAUGGCGUCGUCGCUCCCGCCCAUCUCCGCAAGUGUGUGCGUGAAGAUUACAGCAAUUUGCCCCAUCUCCUUGCUCGAGAGAGCCAGUGAUCUAUUGAGGUGGAAGCAGAAGGACCCCACAUUUCAGCUUCCGUGGAGCACCCAUUCAUUUCCCAUUCUUUGCGACUCCAGCCCUCUCUAUCUCACCCCUUCAGUGCCAGAUCCUCUGACAGAGACCCAAGAGCUUGAUCUCCGAUUAGCCCAGCAAAGGCUGUCAAAGAUCUGCCAUAGGUGCGCAGAAGCUGGUAUCCCGUUGGUGAUCGAUGCAGAAUACGCCUCGCUGCAGCCUGCAGUUGAUUACUUCACGUACUCAGCAGCAAUACAGUUCAAUCAUGGAGACCAACCUAUGGUCUACGGGACAAUCCAGGCUUACUUGAGGGACUCCAGGGAGAGGAUGGUAAACGCCGUCGAGGCCGCGGAGAGACAGGGGAUCCCUCUGGGGAUUAAACUAGUGAGAGGCGCUUAUCUAACAAGAGAGACCAAUCUGGCUUUAUCUUUGGGUGUGCCGUCUCCCAUCCACGGGAGCAUCCAGGAAACACACCAGUGCUUCGACAAUUGUGCUGCCUUCUUGCUGGAGAGGGUCAGGAGGGGAUCCGGUGCAAUCCUGCUUGCCACCCACAACGUUCGAUCUGGGCAAGCCGCUGCAGCGAAGGCAGAGGAGCUGGGAAUCGGAAAGGAAGACCAGAAACUACAGUUUGCACAGCUACUGGGGAUGGCGGACGGGCUCUCUCUAGGACUCAAGAAUGCAGGUUUCCAGGUGAGCAAGUACGUGCCUUUCGGGCCGGUGGAGCAAGUAAUUCCAUACCUCCUCAGGAGAGCCGAGGAGAACAGAGGACUCCUUUCCACCUCCACUGUAGACAGACAGCUGAUAAGGAAGGAGCUCAUGAGAAGACUUGCAACUGCAGUUGUUGGGCGGACUUGAAAUUACACAAUUUUUUUUUAUUUCUCUUUUUUUUUUAGAAAAAAAGAAAGAUGGGGUUAUUAUCACCCCAUGACAAACAUGUUACAAAAGUAUACUAAGAGAAUGUAUGAAUAGCGUAAGUAAUAGAAGAUUCGAUAUUGUUAUUUCCUAA